This is a messenger RNA of Lodderomyces parapsilosis, 1296 nucleotides long. RefSeq names its product alpha-1,6-mannosyltransferase (gene HOC1). Gene Ontology annotation, molecular function: alpha-1,6-mannosyltransferase activity. Gene Ontology annotation, biological process: protein N-linked glycosylation. The record is from RefSeq and is a predicted model, not a curated record. Gene Ontology annotation, cellular component: mannan polymerase complex. The coding region runs from base 1 to 1296 and encodes 431 amino acids. The transcript has a single exon. Lineage: Eukaryota; Fungi; Ascomycota; Pichiomycetes; Serinales; Debaryomycetaceae.
AUGAGAUCACUAUAUCGAUCUGCAUCAAAAUUAGAGUUACAUCUGGACCCCCCCCCAGUCUCACACAUGCCAAAGUACCAAACGCUGUCCAACAAUAGAGGACGCAAAAUCCUAAUAGGGACUGUACUUGUAUCCUUAGUCAUUAUAACUGUAGCGUUUUUCUCGGGGUCUCUUACACCAGCAAAAGAUCUUCAGGGGGUAAUAUCGAGUUUGCCAAAUGACAAGCUUCUUGGUUUGUCCAACUUUUUGUCAUCCGAAAAUAGCAAGAAUCAAGAUGAAUUGUUAAGCAAAAUUGAGAAGUUAAACAAGAAACUAUUCCAAGCACAAGAAGCUAAAAUUAAUAAAUUGGAAGAGCAAAACAAGUUGAUUCUACAAGAGUUAAAGUUGUUGAAAACCCCCCCAUCGCUGGCUUCAAUCAGGGAUAAAUUGACGUAUCUUUACCCGUUUAAUUCAGAAAGUAAAUUUCCUGCUUAUAUUUGGCAAUCGUGGAAGCAUGGAUUGAACGAUGAAAGAUUUGAUGAUAAAUUUCGUCAAGGCGAGUCCCAAUGGGCGUUUAAAAACCCUGGAUUUGUUCAUGAGUUAUUCAAUGAUGACACUGCUCAUACUGUCAUCAAGUAUCUUUACCUGCAAAUCCCUGAGGUGAUUGAAACGUUUGAAUUGCUACCAGAGAUUAUAAUGAAGAUGGAUUUUUUCAAAUACUUGAUACUUUACGCAAAAGGUGGAGUCUAUGCCGAUAUAGACACUUACCCGUUGCAACCAAUACCUAAUUGGACGCCAGAAAAUGUCAGUCCCUUGGAUAUCGGUAUGAUCAUUGCUAUUGAAUCUGAUUCAUCGUCACCAGAUUGGAGAAAAGAGCAAAUUCGUCGAUUACAAUUUGGUCAAUUUGUAAUUCAGGCCAAACCUGGUCACCCAAUCUUGCGUGAGGCUAUUGCCCAAAUUAUUGAGCAGACAAAAGUUAAGAAAUUGGAAAGCUUGGCAGCUUCAGGUGGUGGUGGACCAUUGAGAUUGAUUGGAAACACUAACGAAAAAUCAUUAAAGAUUAGUCAAUGGACUGGAUCUGCAAUUUGGACAGACGUGGUCCUCAAAUACUUUAAUGAUUACAUCCAAUCAUCUGUGUUUCAAAAAGUAACCUGGAAAGAGUUUCACAAAUUGCAAACUCCUAAAUUAGUUAGUGAUGUUUUGGUUUUACCAGUGAAAUCGUUUGCUAGUGAUGUUGAAGUGUCAAAGGAUGGUAAAAUUGAAGACCCAUUGGCAUUUGUGAAACAUUAUGCUGCAAAGAUUUGGAAAAGUGGUUAA